Molecule: messenger RNA, 3362 nt
Organism: Halichondria panicea
Lineage: Eukaryota; Metazoa; Porifera; Demospongiae; Suberitida; Halichondriidae
Exons: 15
Coding region: 40-3177 (1045 amino acids)
Biological process (GO): signal transduction
Molecular function (GO): protein binding
Source: RefSeq, a predicted model, not a curated record
AAGCCUAAUUAGAUCUACCUCUAGACAGUUUCUAGUUCAAUGGCUGAACAGACUCUUGAUAUCCUUCAUCCCUCUACAACUCUGGAGUGGGAUGAAUUGCCUUUUCUACCAGUGGAAAUGAGUGAUGCCUCUUCUGAAUCCGUGUACCUGAAAGGAACACUCUACGUUGGAGGAGGACCGACUGUUGCCAAACUGUGCUCAUUAAAACUUGGAGUUGACAGUUCAUGGACAAUGACAGACACACCCACCUAUCGCUAUACCCUCGUCGUCCAUGACUCUGAACUGCUACUGGUGGGUGGGAGAGAGUAUUUUACGGGAGAGGAAACAAACAAAGUCUUCACGAUGAGGGAUGGACAGUUUGUUGAAAUACUGCCUCCUAUGAAUGAGAGCCGAAGUUCACCAUCUGCUGUCAGUAGCGGGUCUGCACUAGUUGUGGCUGGAGGGAAGAAUACAUCAGAAUUCCUCUCCUCUGUGGAAGUGUUUAAAGAUGGCCAGUGGACGACUGCUCCCUCCCUACCAAGUGCAGGGUCUAACAUGAAGUCUGCUCUUCAUGGUGACCAGUGGUACCUGAUCACGUGUUUUGGAAUUGUAUUCCUUGCAUCUCUACAAUCGCUUAUAUCCGGUGCAGUUAAGUUUCCUUGGGAGACGUUACCUGAUGCUCCAAAUAUGCUUACAGCUGCUGCCUUCUUUGGUGAUCGUCUCUUGUCUAUUGGAGGAGGUGUUUUUUAUGCCCCCACAACAACCAUUCAUGCGUUCUCCCCCAACACCCUGUCCUGGGAGCAUGCUGCUGACCUGCCUCUAUCAUUGACAGAAUCAUCUGCUGUUGCUGUGCCAACUGGGGAGUUGAUGAUUAUUGGAGGAAAAGACAAAAUAGGAAAUUCAAAUAAAAAAGUAUUCAGGGCCUUUUUAAAAGCACCUUUGGUUGAUAGUGACGUACACUUCAGCAUACCCAAGCUGAACCAACUGCACAAGUAUGGAAUCAAUCUCAUGGACGCUCUCUCUAAGGAUUUGUGUCGAUUCUACAUCACCUCUCGGGUACAGCUUUCAGUGAAAGAUAGAAAAAAAGCUCCCACACACUCUGCUAGAGAUUACAUUGAGCAGAUCUUCAGUGCUUGGGAGAGAAGUACACAACCAACUUACCCCCCUACCUGGGAAGGCCUGUUUACUGUCCUGAGGAAGAUGGACCUGGGUCAUCUCACGGAGCAGAUAGCCAAAUGUGUGACUGGGUCACUGCCAGAGAUAGAGAACUCAGAGGUUCAGUUAAGUCCUGGAAACAAGGAACAAGGCUGGAAAAGUACUCUCACACAAUUGAGAGAUGAAUUGAAGCAUCUGCUACUAGAGUAUGAUACUCUUAAAACUGAACUGAAGAAUAUGACUAUGAAGGUUUGUCAGUUGACCGAUAAUUACGACAACCAGAUUUUCCCGAAAGAAAAUGACAGUAUGCAUCUGAUCCUGAAGAACGUGAGUCUUCAUUUCCUUGUCCAAAAUUUGGAGGGUGAAUUGGAUCAGUUGACUGAGAGGUGUGGAAAUCAAGCUGACAAGAUUCACCAACUAAAUAAAUUAGGUGAAGAAAAUUCUGUGACUGAAUUGAGAUCUGAAGUGAAGCGACGGCUACUAGACUAUGAGCGUCUGGAGGAGGAGCUGGGUCAGUUAACAGAUAAGUAUGACAAGCAAGCUGACAAGAUUUACCAGCUAAAAAUAGAAAAUGAGAAACUAAGAAACAAUCUCCGAGCAAAGAAUCAGGAGGUUGAGGUUGAACCAGGUUAUAAAGACCUCAAAUCACCCCCUCAUCUACCAAUUGAAAUCUUGAGUCAACCGCAGGAAUCCAUACACCGUUUUGACCUCCCUGGUGUUGAAGUGGUGGCCAGCACGUGUGUGAUCGUUACCAACUCACCCCAAACCUUCCACUGGGUUGGCUAUGGGUUUAAGCUCACUAUACCCCGGGGCUCCCUGCCAGCUGGUGUUGAUCGGUGUCGACUAGACAUCAAGGCCAGUUUAGCUGGACAGUAUCAGUUUCCUGACAAUCACCAGUUGGUCAGCAGUGUUUUCUGGAUACUUCCUCUUCCCUUGUGUCGAUUCCAACAGCAGCUGACAGUCGAGAUACAGCACUGUGCCAAGAUGACCAGCUCCACUAAGCUCUCAUUUGUGAGAGCACAUUGCUCCCAGGAGAGUCUGCUCUACACCUUCAAGCAGCUUGAAGGGCGUGGCUCAUUCACUGCGUACAGCUCGUAUGGAUUACUGAAGCUGACCCAGUUUAGUGGACUGGCUGUGACAGGAGAAGAUGUGGACAAACACUACACUGCCAGCCUCUACUACUAUCCACACAUUAAGCAUACCACAAAGAUUGACGUAGUAUUGUCUUGGAAUGAUGAAGCUCACCUUUCGGCUGUGGAACAAUUUUAUGAAAGAAACGGAGCAGAGAAAGGGUCCCAUCUCGCAAUAGAGUUUGAAGUUCCAAGUGAACCAAUAUCUCUCGACAUUCCCAUGCUUGAGGGUAUUGAGAAAGAUGGAUGGAGGAUUUACCCACUAGUAACACCUGUUGUUACUAGAGGGGAUGUGGACUCGUUUAACCCUGGUACAAGUGCUUUUCCGUCUCUCCAACUGAAAGCCAGAGUGCUGCGCCCUGAAGAAGAAGUGCAAUAUUUUCGCUAUGUUUUAAAUCUGAUAGGAGCCAGGGAACCCAAGAACAAGCUGUUGGUGGAAGUAGACCCCCCAGCGGAAAGAAUUGGUGCAAACUCUCUCCCAGCCGAUCAAGCACUUGUACCAUCACAAAGCAAUGUUGUACACGAGGAAUGUGAAAAUCAAUUAUGCACAAGAGACUUGCAAGAAGUGUUUUCAAACUUGAUGGAAGUCGUUACUAAUUGGUUUAAUUUGGGGCUUUCUUUGGGAAUUCAAGUUGGUAUGCUCAAAGCCAUCAAAUCUAAUGAAAGCAACGACCAAGAUCGCUUACGUGAAAUGUUGACCCACUGGUUGCAGUACUCACCUUCUCGUACAUGGAAUGACAUUUGCAAUGGCCUCAGAAGUGACACUGUCAAACAAAUCAAUCUGGCAGAUCAAAUUGAGGAGAAAUACAAAGAGAACUCGUCCCGACUACGCCCCUUCACAGGUACGAAGAGAGAGGCCACUGAACCCACUGAGCAAGUUCCCCCCAAGAAACCUCGGUCAGAAGAGCAGUGAGGGAGGAGAAUGGACUACGUACACUGUCCAGCUGGUCUGUUGAUGGUAACUUUCUAAGAAAAGAGAGAAAGACAGAUAUUAUAGUGACACUCUAGAAUUAUUUGAUUGCUCAGUAUAUAUGAGUUGGAAUUAUAUAUACAACAUAAAAUCAGGGUAUAUAAAACAUGCAGAAGUGGUGAUUCUAU